UGACAUCUUCUUGAUAUUUAGCCGUCAUUCGUCAUUGACUCUAGAAAGGAAGAAAACCGAACUCUGACACAAAAUGAAAAUACUACUCAUGAAACAAUGAAAUACCUGUUGAAAUACUUUGUUCUUCUCAUGUUCGGAGGGAAAUUUGAAAGCAAACACUUUCAACAGUGCUCAUCUAAGGCUGGGACACAUCUUUUAUGACACAUUAUUUUGUACCUCAAAACUAGAUGGAAACAUAAGAAGACUGCUAUGGAAUCAAAGCAGGAAGACAUAAGAUUGAACGAGUUGGAAGGACUUAUCCCCAAUGUCCUUAAUCUAAUGUACAAAAAUUAGGAAGAAGAAGAAGACGAUUUUUUCUGUCUACCUUUUCUUGUUUUGACUUUGACGUCUUGCGUCUCAUCAAAAUGUCUUUGGUGAUACCUGAAAAAUUCCAACACAUUCUUCGUAUCCUGGGUACGAACAUCGAUGGCAAAAGAAAGGUGAUGUUCGCCUUAACGGCCAUCAAGGGUGUGGGUAGACGAUAUGCCAAUAUUGUCUUGAAAAAGGCAGAUGUAAACUUGGACAAACGCGCAGGAGAAUGCUCUGAUGAAGAAGUCGAAAAAAUCAUAACUAUAAUGUCCAAUCCUCGCCAGUACAAAAUCCCUGACUGGUUCUUGAAUAGGCAAAAGGAUAUCAUUGAUGGAAAAUACAGUCAGUUGACAUCCUCUAGUCUUGACUCAAAACUGCGUGAAGAUUUGGAACGCAUGAAGAAAAUCCGCGCUCACAGAGGUAUGAGACACUACUGGGGUCUCCGUGUACGUGGUCAACACACUAAAACCACUGGUCGUCGCGGUCGUACUGUGGGUGUGUCCAAGAAGAAGUAAAUGUUCAUUAUUUUAUUAUUUAACACCAAUAAGAAUAAAAAUUUAAUAUAAUGUUCCUUA
Messenger RNA from Phaedon cochleariae (mustard beetle), 923 nucleotides. The record is from the annotation of a GenBank genome assembly. NCBI's taxonomy places the organism in Eukaryota, Metazoa, Arthropoda, Insecta, Coleoptera, Chrysomelidae.